Messenger RNA from Fukomys damarensis (Damara mole-rat), 2340 nucleotides. RefSeq names its product CDC like kinase 3 (gene Clk3). Gene Ontology annotation, molecular function: ATP binding; protein kinase activity. The record is from RefSeq and is a predicted model, not a curated record. The transcript has 12 exons. The coding region runs from base 469 to 1908 and encodes 479 amino acids. Gene Ontology annotation, biological process: protein phosphorylation. Lineage: Eukaryota; Metazoa; Chordata; Mammalia; Rodentia; Bathyergidae.
CUCAAACUCAGGACUUUGCACUUGCCAGGCAGGCGUGACUGAGCUACAUCUCUGGCCCAGCUGUGCCCCCUCACCUACACUUGAGCCCUCCCUCCCUUGAGUGGGGUCCAAUUUGGGUCCACAGCUUUGGCUCCUGGCUUCUGUGGAAUCUGCCAGCAGCCUUCUGCCUGCCUCAAGGCCCUGAAGCCACCAGAGGGAGGGAGCUAGGCACAGAAGACUCAGUUACCUGAGUGCUUAGACCCGGAGACCACACUGAGAAACAGCUGUCUGUGGGUUCCCUGGCAGAGGAGAAGGUGCCAUUGUCUGCUGUUAGGCCACUGUGACCUCAGAGUUCUUGUUCGCUUCAUAACCCCUGGGAGGGGCUGCCCCCAAUGGAACUGUGGGCCUCUUCCUGGGAGUUCCAGUGGCCAUGCAGUCCCUGGCUGAGCAUGGGCUGUGCUGAGCUGGGCUCUCCUCCUCUUGGCCUAGAUGCAUCACUGUAAGCGAUACCGCUCCCCUGAGCCAGACCAGUACCUGAGCUACCGUUGGAAGAGGCGAAGGUCCUACAGUCGGGAGCGGGAGCACGAAGGGAGACUGCGCUACCCAUCCCGCAGGGAGCCUCCCCUGAGGAGGUCCCGGUCCCGGAGCCAUGACCGCCUGCCCUACCAGAGGAGAUACCGGGAGCACCGAGACAGUGAUGUGUACCGCUGCGAAGAGCGGAGCCCAUCGUUUGCUGAGGACUGCUAUGGAUCCUCUCGCUCCCGUCAUCGGCGGCGGUCACGGGAGAGGGGGCCGUACCGAACCCGCAAGCACACCCACCACUGCCACAAACGCCGCACCAGGUCUUGUAGCAGCGCCUCCUCGAGAAGCCAACAGAGCAGUAAGCGCAGCAGCCGGAGUGUGGAAGAUGACAAGGAGGGCCACCUGGUGUGCCGGAUCGGCGAUUGGCUCCAAGAGCGAUAUGAGAUCGUGGGCAACCUGGGUGAAGGCACCUUUGGCAAGGUGGUAGAGUGCGUGGACCAUGCCAGAGGGAAGUCCCAGGUCGCCCUGAAGAUCAUCCGCAAUGUGGGCAAAUACCGAGAGGCCGCCCGGCUGGAAAUCAAUGUUCUCAAGAAAAUCAAGGAGAAGGACAAGGAGAACAAGUUCUUGUGUGUGUUGAUGUCCGACUGGUUCAACUUCCAUGGCCACAUGUGCAUCGCCUUUGAGCUCCUGGGCAAGAACACCUUUGAGUUCCUGAAGGAGAACAACUUCCAGCCUUACCCCUUGCCUCAUGUCCGGCACAUGGCCUACCAGCUCUGCCACGCCCUCAGAUUUCUACAUGACAACCAGCUGACCCACACAGACUUGAAGCCAGAGAACAUCCUGUUCGUGAACUCAGAGUUUGAAACCCUCUACAACGAGCACAAGAGCUGCGAGGAGAAGUCGGUGAAGAACACCAGCAUCCGAGUGGCCGACUUCGGCAGUGCCACAUUUGACCACGAGCAUCAUACCACCAUUGUGGCCACCCGGCACUACCGCCCGCCCGAGGUCAUCCUGGAGCUGGGCUGGGCACAGCCCUGCGACGUCUGGAGCAUCGGCUGCAUCCUCUUUGAGUACUACCGUGGCUUCACACUCUUCCAGACUCAUGAAAACCGAGAGCACUUGGUGAUGAUGGAGAAGAUUCUGGGGCCCAUCCCAUCACACAUGAUCCACCGCACCAGGAAACAGAAAUAUUUCUACAAAGGGGGCCUGGUUUGGGAUGAGAACAGCUCAGAUGGCCGGUAUGUGAAGGAGAACUGCAAACCUCUGAAGGGUGCAGAACACAGCAUUGCUGGCUUCUUGCAGCCGCCCUUAGCCCAACCCCUUCCCCGUUGGGUGGCUAACAUAAAUGGGGAGCACCAGCGAAGCCCUGGUGCCCGCAGAGACUGCUGCUUCCUGUCAUUUUCUUGAUUUUGGGAACAAUUAGGGCAGGACUGAGGCACAGGGGAGGGGUGACUGAAACUUGGUCAGGAAGCCUGGCAACUGCACUUGGUGCCAGCUGGACAAAUGGGUGUACAGAGAUGGUCAGGAUUUGCAUGUGGGGGAAGAGGUGCCAACCCAGUAAGAUGCCUGAUACUGUAAGUUCUGAGCGAACCAUUAGAGCUCAGGUGUGGAACGAAAGGAGCUAUUAUCCCAGAGGACAGAAGUAGAGUCCUCUGAGGACCCAGGCUGGCAAGGCCUCCCAGCGGCAAGGGGACUGCAGUGGCUCCUACCACCCACCAUCACAGCAGGUGCCUUGUGUCCCUGAGCAGAGUUACAUGCUCCAAGACUCGCUGGAGCACGUGCAGCUGUUCGACCUGAUGCAGAGGAUGCUAGAAUUUGACCCUGCACAGCGCAUCACAC